This is a messenger RNA of Symbiodinium sp. CCMP2592, 1164 nucleotides long. The record is from the annotation of a GenBank genome assembly. NCBI's taxonomy places the organism in Eukaryota, Dinophyceae, Suessiales, Symbiodiniaceae.
AUGGUGGCCGAUAACACGGAGAACUUUGUAGAGGUGCGAUGCCACAAACUACUGAUAUGCGACCCGCGGGACACAAUGAUUUUGGAGCUUGCUUCACUCCGAACCGCUGUGGCUUUACAAGUCCUGGAGCGUGUCUCGCAUCAGGAGCGUCUAAACCUCGAUGAUGCAAUGCUGAACAGCUUUGCAGAGGCAUGGUGCUUCUUUGACGACCUCUUUGCCUUGUGCGAGGGAGAAGAGGAUCUUUCCGACAGAUUCUCUGGGCGGCCAGCGCGCCAAGUUGUUGUCCAAGAUUCGGUGCGUGUGAAGGCUGAGAAUGCCGACACGCAGUCCGUCAGCCGUGGCGGAGCCUGUGGCAAUGCAGUUGCGGGCGGUCCGGCUUUUGAGCGUGCUGGUACCACGUGGCUCGAGGACAACGUAGAAUUGGUGCGCUCGGCACUGGCACCCUUCGAAGAUCAGCUUCACCACUUGCUGGAGGUAGUGUGCGAGGGCAUCGAGGGCGGAGGCCAAACCCUGGGUGAGGUGCUCGAGACUCGCGGCAACCUGUGCCAUGCACUUCGGUGCCUGCUUGCCAACAUGCAAGUCUGGGGUGCAACCGGGAAUCCGCGCGCUGAAGGGUGUGACUUCGCCUUCUUAUCGCUUGGCCAGGAGAUUCCUUCUGGCUUAAUCGAGAUCGACAGCUUCCUCUCCAAGGACGAGGUAAGUGCUCGUCAGCUUGGUCAGACCCGUCUGGCAGAGAUGAUGAGCACCCUCCAUCCGGACAGCCUUGCGCAGUUCCAUAGACAUCUGGCUCGUGCACGAGUGACUGUAGUCUGGCGCGAAUUCCGACGCCGGCAGAGCGUUUUGCAGGGUGCACUCGGCAACUUGCGCGUCCAGGGCAAUGAUGCUCAACAAGAGCAGCUGGACCGACUGGUGCGGACGAUCAUUCUGAACUUGGAUGAAAUCGGCAGCUUCGUGUCCACUCUCGCGGCAUUCUUUAAGAGUGUUGACUUGGCAGAGGUCAGUGAGAACCCGGUCCAAGGCGAGCCGCGACCUGUCAUCGACAGGUCGAUGGCAGGGUAUGUGAUGCAUGUCGAUUGCGGUCACAACGGGCCGCUGGACGAGGUCGACCUGCGUCAGCUCUCGCUGCACUUGCGCGUGUCUAAAUUUGGCAGGGAGGAAGUUUGA